Messenger RNA from Agelaius phoeniceus (red-winged blackbird), 1649 nucleotides. RefSeq names its product tripartite motif containing 45 (gene TRIM45). Gene Ontology annotation, cellular component: nucleoplasm. Gene Ontology annotation, molecular function: protein binding; zinc ion binding; ubiquitin protein ligase activity. NCBI's taxonomy places the organism in Eukaryota, Metazoa, Chordata, Aves, Passeriformes, Icteridae. The record is from RefSeq and is a predicted model, not a curated record.
AUGUCGGGGCCGCGCUGCCCGCAGUGCGCCCAGCCCUGCGUGUCGCCGCGGCUGCUGCCCUGCCUGCACUCGCUGUGCGAGCCCUGCCUGCGGCGGCUCGGGCCGCCGGAGGGGCCGCCGGGCGCCGCCCGCCCCGUCCUGUGCCCGGUGUGCGACGCCGAGCUGUCGCUGCCGGCCGGCGGCGUGGGGCAGCUCCCCCCCGACUGCCUGGCCGGGAGCCGCGGCCGGGCCGCUGCUGGGUGCGACCUCUGCGCCGACGGGGCGGCGGCCGGGCGGUGCCUGACCUGCGGCCUCCGCCUCUGCCGCUUCUGCUGCCGGGCGCACAGGAGACAGAAGAAAACGGCCUCCCAUGCUGUGACAGAGCUGGAGAACACCAAGGAUUGCAGCCAGGCCGGGAAGCCUCUCCCGUGCCCCUCCCAUCCCACAGAGGAGCUGCAGCUGUUCUGCGAGCAGUGUGACCAGCCCGUGUGCCGGGACUGCGUCCUGGGCAGACACCGUCAGCACCCCUGUGACUUCGCCGCCAAUGUCAUCCACAGGCACGGGGACGCCCUGCGGGAGCUGCUGCAGAGCAGCCAGCAGCACUUGGACACCCUGGAGGAUGUGCUGAGCCAGGUCGAUGAGAUGGGCGGCGCUGUCCGCAGUCGCGCAGAGGCUGUGGCCGCGGAGAUCUGCCUCUUUGCCAGGGGCUAUGUAAAAGCCAUUGAAGAGCACCGGGACCGGCUGCUGAAGCAGCUGGAGGACUUGAAGGUGCAGAAGGAAAACCUGCUGCACUUGCAGAAGGCCCAGCUGCAGCAGCUGCUGCUGGACAUGAGGACAGGUGUGGAGUUCACGGAGCACUUGCUGAUGAGCGGCUCAGAUGUGGAGAUCCUCGUCUCCAAAGGGGUGGUGUCCAGCCGUCUGACACAGCUCAACAGCAUUGCUUACAGCACCCACCCCAGUGUGGAUGACAGGAUCCACUUCUCCCCCCACGAGAGGGCAGGGCAGUGUUGUGGCUAUGAAGUUUUUGGGGCCAUUCUUAAUAAAGUGGUUGAUCCAGCCAGAUGUACCCUGCAUGGGGAAGAUCUCCACAGUGCCCGUCAGAACCAGCUGAGUGGCUUUACCCUGCUGUGCAGGGACACUGCGGGGGAGCGCCUGGGGCGGGGAGGAGAGGCUGUGCGGGUCACCAUCACCCACAAGGACAAGAGGGACUGUGCAGUCAAGCCAACAGUGUGUGAUAAUGGUGAUGGGACCUACUGUAUUUCCUACAGCCCUGAGGAGCCAGGCUUGUAUGCUGUCUGCGUCUGUGUGAAAGGGCAACAUGUGCAGGGCUCUCCCUUCACUCUGAUGGUGAAGCCCAAGUUCCGUGAGCACCAGGGGGUGUUUCACUGCUGCACGUUCUGCUCCAGCGGAGGCCAGAAAGCCGCUCGCUGUGCCUGUGGUGGGACCAUGCCAGGUGGGUACCAAGGCUGUGGCCACGGACACAAAGGUCACCCUGGCUGCCACCACUGGUCAUGCUGUGGACAAGUGAAGGAGAGCUCAGAGUGUUUGUGUGGGCCACCCAGUGACACCUCACAGAGGAGUUUGCUCAGGACAGUGGCACUCUGAGCAGCCAGGUGAGCUCCUGGGAGUCCAGGGCACUGCUGCUGGCUGCUCCAGGAGCACAAACGAUC